Messenger RNA from Knipowitschia caucasica, 462 nucleotides. NCBI's taxonomy places the organism in Eukaryota, Metazoa, Chordata, Actinopteri, Gobiiformes, Gobiidae. The record is from the annotation of a GenBank genome assembly.
AUGCCCAGAUUUUCCUCCAAGACUCCCUCCCAGAUCCCCUUCAAAAUUCUUUCUCUCUCGUUCCCUCUCUCCUUCCUGCUCCUUCCUCCUCCUCCUCUUUUCCCUUCCUCUCUCCUCUUCUACCCCCCCUUAUCUCCCCUCUCUCUCUUUCCUCUCUACCCUCUUCUACCCUGUUUCCCCUUCCUCUCUCAUCUUACUCUCUAUUUUCUUCUACUCCCCCUCCAGUCUUCUCUCUCCCCUCCCUCUUUCUCCUCUUACCCCCCUCAUCUCCCCUCUCUCUCCUUCCUCUCUCUCCUCUUCUACCCCCCCUCGUCGCUGCUCUCUCCCCUCUUUCUCCUCGUCUCCCCUCUCUUCCCUUCCUCUCUCUUCUCUUCUACCCCCCUAGUCUCCCUUCUCUCCCUCCUUUCUUCCCCCUCCUCCUCUGCGGUGCCAUCCCCUGCAGUCAUCUGUGUUAAACGUUAA